CAGUGACCUCUGCGAGAGACAACGGCCACUGAACACUCUUCGAUCUAAUCUUUUUAGCUCUCCUCUCCCAUCUGUGACUCUCGUGAUCGUCGUCUGAACCAAAAAAAUCUUGAGCAAAAAUGGCCAGAAAGUUCUUCGUCGGAGGAAACUGGAAAUGCAACGGAACUGCUGAGGAGGUGAAGAAGAUUGUGAACACUCUUAAUGAAGCUCAAGUACCUUCACAAGAUGUUGUAGAGGUUGUGGUUAGCCCUCCAUAUGUUUUUCUUCCCCUGGUUAAGAGCACAUUGAGGUCUGACUUUUUCGUUGCUGCACAAAACUGUUGGGUUAAGAAAGGAGGUGCUUACACUGGUGAAGUGAGUGCUGAGAUGCUUGUGAACUUGGAUAUCCCAUGGGUUAUCCUUGGUCACUCUGAAAGGAGGGCAAUCCUUAAUGAAUCAAACGAGUUCGUUGGAGACAAGGUUGCCUAUGCACUUGCUCAAGGUUUGAAAGUGAUUGCUUGCGUUGGUGAGACUCUUGAGGAGCGGGAGGCUGGGUCAACCAUGGAUGUGGUCGCUGCCCAGACCAAGGCUAUCGCUGAACGAGUGUCAAACUGGUCAAAUGUUGUCAUAGCCUAUGAACCAGUGUGGGCCAUUGGAACCGGAAAGGUCGCUAGCCCAGCCCAAGCUCAAGAAGUACACGAUGAACUCAGGAAAUGGCUUGCCAAGAACGUGAGUGCUGAUGUCGCUGCUACAACCCGCAUCAUCUAUGGAGGAUCCGUCAAUGGUGGUAACUGCAAGGAGCUAGGUGGUCAGGCUGAUGUUGAUGGUUUCUUGGUCGGUGGUGCUUCUCUAAAGCCUGAGUUUAUCGACAUCAUUAAGGCUGCAGAGGUGAAGAAAAGCGCCUAAUGAGUUCAUUAAGCAGUUUGAAAAUCCUUUACUUUUCCAGUCUCAACUCUGAAAAAAAUAUAUGAAUAAGUUGGUACGAUGAUACAUUUUGGUUCCAGUUGUAUUUGGCAAAAGUUUCUCUCUUUACUAUAUUGUUUUGAGAACGCAACAAUCAUAUUUCUUCUCCAUUUAUUUAGCCGUCAACUUGCAAUUCUCUUCC
Messenger RNA from Camelina sativa (false flax), 1083 nucleotides. RefSeq names its product triosephosphate isomerase, cytosolic. Gene Ontology annotation, molecular function: triose-phosphate isomerase activity. Lineage: Eukaryota; Viridiplantae; Streptophyta; Magnoliopsida; Brassicales; Brassicaceae. The record is from RefSeq and is a predicted model, not a curated record. Gene Ontology annotation, biological process: glycerol catabolic process; glyceraldehyde-3-phosphate biosynthetic process; glycolytic process. Gene Ontology annotation, cellular component: cytosol.